UCUGUGGACGGGACGGGCGGCGCGAGAGCUGUUUGGGCGCUCACGUGACCCGGCUGGAAGAAGCCGUUGCAGGACAUUCUGGUGUUGCCACCUAAACAAGAAGCCUGAGUUGUUACAAGUUGAAACGGGUAUCCUGAAAUGCUUACAUUUAUCUGACAGCUAUGAAGUUUCUGCUGGUUUUUGAUUUUGACUAUACAAUAGUAGAUGAAAACAGUGAUACCUGGAUUGUGAAAUGUGCACCUGACUCAAAGCUUCCUGAUGAAAUAAGAAACUCCUACCAAAAAGGACGUUGGACAGAGUAUAUGGGCAGAGUGUUCAGAUACCUGGGGGACAAUGGAAUAAGAGAAGAAGAGAUGAAAAGAUCCAUGACAAAAAUCCCUUUCACUGAGGGAAUGAAAGAUCUCUUUGAUUUUAUUAGCAAACACAAAGGCUGUUUUGACUGUAUAAUUAUAUCUGACUCCAACACAAUAUUUAUUGAUUGGAUUUUAAGAGCUGCUAAUGUAUGUCAAGUAUUUGAUGAAGUGUUUACAAAUCCUGCAUGUUUUGAUGACUGUGGUUAUCUUACUGUACAGAAUUUUCAUGCUCACAAUUGUGCAAAGUGCCCCAUAAAUCUCUGCAAGAGAAAAGUCUUAGAAGAAUUCUUAGAAAACCAUUUAAAGCAGAGGGUUAAAUACUCACAGAUUUUAUAUAUAGGUGAUGGUGCGAAUGAUCUGUGCCCCGUAAUGUAUCUUAAAAAGGAUGAUGUUGUUAUGCCAAGACAUGGGUAUAUGUUACAGAAAAUGAUUGCUCAGUUGUCUCAGGAUCUUGUUCCCGUGGAGGCAUCAGUUGUUGCCUGGUCUUCUGGUUCUGAGAUACAGACCUAUUUAGAAUUACUUAUAAAAGGAUAGUUCUAAUUAAUACCAAUGAAAAUAGUACAUUGGUGCUGGUAUCUUGAUCUUCUCAUGCUAGGGCUAUUUCUUCAUGAAUGUUAGAAAAAGAACACUUUGUUUACACCACUUUGGUUCAUUGUCUUCCCUUGUGCAAAGUCAGUGUUGGGGGUGGGAGGUAUGCCUGCUCAACUAUGACCAGUUGAAGCAGAUGCCAUUGUCGUUGCUGAAAAUAGUUGUCAUGCAACAUCUUUAUCACAUCAGAAAACUUAUCUGUUUUGUGAUAUAUGAAAAUAAUUUUCUUCUAAAUAUUGACAGGCCGAAGACAUAUGAGCAAUUGCUACUUGUUUUCUAAAAUAGCAGAACAUUCUGUUAUAGGGUUGAAAAUGUUGCCCCUGAGAAGAGAGAAAGCCAUUGAUAGAUAACAGAAAUGUGGCAUGAACUAAAGCCAAAGUUCCACCAUGGUACCCCAUUCCACUUUCAGCAGUAAUUUCUGUCCAUGUAGCAUGGUGUAAUUGUGCAAUCUGGCCCUUGGGCUCACGUAUUGUUAAUAGUGUAGCUUUCAUUUUAGCACUUGUCAGUCUUCCCCACCUGACACCCUUUGUACCUUCAUACCUUAGCUGCUGCUGACUUUAAAGAUCCCCACUAUAGGUGAGUAACAGCUAGGCAUUUCUGUAGAUUCUAAUAUUGUUUAUUGAGGGGCAGUUGCCUGUGUUGAGAAAUCAGCCUAGGGACUGUGGCUAAUUUUGUGAUAAGUAAGAUUUAUUGCACAUCUCAACACAACAUGAGAGCUGCCCUUUCUCCUCCUGCUUAACAAUACAUGGUCAUUUGUUACUUAAUAAAUAACUACCAUAAUUCAAUCUGACCUCAGAAUGAAAGGUGUUACUUACAUGCUUUAUUAUCAGCAAUGGAUGCAUAUAUAGUACCUGAAGGUUGUAUUAUGUUCUCUGACUUUACUUAUCCUACUGUAUCUGUUUUACCUGCAGAUGUACUGCAAGGAAAUUGAAAGGGAUAAUGCAAUUAGAGGAUAUUACACUCCUUGUCAGGAGGUAGUAGAAUCCUUGAAAUGUGUGCAGUCCAUUCCUAUCCAUUUUCACUUGUUAAUCAGUCAGCUGAGGGCCAAACAAUGUGUUAAUGAUGAAUCCAGCACUAAGAGGUGAGUUAGAACCAGAAAUAUCUCCUGACAAAAAGCAGCCAGGAGUGUGGGUUCAGAAAAUUGCUUCUCCCAAAGCUAUGGUUUGCUCCUAAAAUAGCUAUUUUUUGCAAAUAGCCAUUUUGGAUUUGUGGCAGGAAAAUGGCACAGUGGGGAAAUUUUAAAACCAAGAACCACAGUACUGGUUUGGAUCAUCCUCCCACCAACUGCUUUUUAUUUAAACAAACACAAAAAAUACCCACUUCCAGUUUUAAGUCCACCUUUUAAUGAUUGAUUCAUAAUAAUGUAGUUUGACCCUAAUUUCAAUGGAAUGUACAAGGGAGUAAGUAUGUAUAGAGCUGCAGGCUUAAAACUCAAGUCAGGAUUUUGGUAAAAUGAUUGUCCUGUAUAUAAUAUGGUAAUGCCACCAAACCAAUUUUGAUGCCUAUUAAUAUAAUCUUCUGUUACUGAGGUGUCACAUUUGUCCAUCUUUUCCAAUACCUUUUGAGGUUAUCAUCCAGGACUGUGUAUUCCAUUUUUCCAUUGCAUUUUAUUAGUAUUAUGCAGGUGUUGUCUGAAAUGAAGGCUUUGAAAUAGGACAUAUAUUGAUGAACAGUAUUGUGUUGACCUUUUUACUCUAUUGUGAAAGGUGAUUGUGUUUAAAUGUUUUGCUUAAUGUGUGGAAAUACUUAGGUAAACUGGUUUCCAGUUACUGGAAAGCGCAUAUAUGUUUGAAAGUGGGGAUAGGGGAGGGGAAGAGCAUAAUCUGGAAAGCUGCUAGCUGGCUUCCAGAUCCUGGUAAUUUUAUGGCAAUCUUCCCUUUGAAGAGUUUAUUUACCAGUCUGCUAAUAUUCAGAUAUUGAGGCUAAAGGGCUCAGUACAGUAAGCAAUGGAUUUGCUUGGAGAUCUACCUUUAGCUUGAUUGUAGUCAGACAAAAUAACAAUGUGCCUAUUGCAACUUUUGGAGCUGUAUAUUGGUUAAAUUAACAAAGAUAUAAAUUUAAUUUAUGCAGUUUUGUAUUUAAGGAUCUAUGCUUAUAUAAAGAAUACAAUUAAAUAUUUUAUUAAGCAAGCACA
Messenger RNA from Hemicordylus capensis (graceful crag lizard), 3075 nucleotides. RefSeq names its product phosphatase, orphan 2 (gene PHOSPHO2). The transcript is spliced from 3 exons. The record is from RefSeq and is a predicted model, not a curated record. NCBI's taxonomy places the organism in Eukaryota, Metazoa, Chordata, Lepidosauria, Squamata, Cordylidae. The coding region runs from base 162 to 887 and encodes 241 amino acids. Gene Ontology annotation, molecular function: phosphatase activity.